Messenger RNA from Dendrobium catenatum, 1236 nucleotides. Its product is annotated as B3 domain-containing protein Os12g0592300. The record is from RefSeq and is a predicted model, not a curated record. The transcript has 5 exons. Lineage: Eukaryota; Viridiplantae; Streptophyta; Magnoliopsida; Asparagales; Orchidaceae. The coding region runs from base 116 to 1048 and encodes 310 amino acids. Gene Ontology annotation, molecular function: DNA binding.
GAGCUCGGAAUCUGUGCUGACUGCUGAGAGCCGUUCUAAGAAGCGCUCCUCACUGCCAGCCCUAAAUGGAAGAACCAGUUGGGUUUGUACUACACAAGAUUGACGCUGAAAUGCAAUGAGGCUAAGGAAGUGGGAACACCUAGAGAUGAACAGCCUUCAGUUCGUAAUAAAGUUCACGGCUGAUGAACUGUCUGAGAAAAUGGCAUUCCCAUUGCAACUUGCGAGUUCAAGAGAAAUUGCUAAAUUUGCUGAACUGAUUUAUCUAAAGGGGCCUAGUGGCAACCAAUGGGAGGUCAAAUUGUCAAGGAAAGGAGAUCGAUUAUAUUUUGAAGAUGGUUGGAAGGAGUUUGUCAAAGAUCAUCAUGUGAUGGAAGAUGACUAUUUGGUCUUCAAAUAUUGCGGGAAAUCAUGCUUUACUAUUCUAUUUUUUGAUAAAAAUGGUUGUGAGAGCCCAUCUUCCUACUUUGUUAAAAAGGGAAGGGUUUCUGCAUCUACCAAACUAUUGCAAGCUAAGCAAAAGUAUAUGUCUAAGAGUUCUGAAGUUAAUGAAUGUUCAACAACGAAAGUAGGAGAUUUUUAUGGUGAACAAUUUUCAUCAGAUGAUGAUACUUUUUCUGGUGGCUUUUAUAGUUCUGGGACUAGUCAUUCCAAGAGAGAAAUUUUGCCUGAGAAGUCGAAAAAGAAGAUGAAGAAAAAUAGUUUACAGGCUGAAGCCCGGGCUCUGAAUUUGGCUAAGUCAAUCUCCAAAAGAAAUCCUUGCUUUCUUGAAGUUCUAACGACAAGCAGCAUAAGAACUAAGUUUAUUCUGGUAAUUCCUGAGGACUUUGUGAUGGACUUCAAGCUCUUUAAUCCGCAGAUAAUUAUUCUCCAAAACCUACGUAAAAAGGAGUGGUUAGUUGAGUACACCCGUUUGGGUUUAUCUUGGAUUCUAUUAUGGAAAACUUUCGUCAAAGAUAAUAACUUCAGAGAAGGAGAUGUCUGUGUCUUUGAGCUUACAGUCACUCGUCCUAAAAUGGUAAUGGUGGUUCAUAUUUUCAGAGCUUGCUGAAUUGCUCGGUGAUAAGGAAAUAUUUAAGGAAAUAUUUCUUUUUUAUGGAAGAAAAAUCUCACUUUUUGUGUGAAUUAAGAUGUUCUGAAGCUUUUGGCCAUAAUGAAUGAUGCUUUUGUAUCUAAUGGGAUAUAAUGGGAACACAUCCAUGUUUUGUUUGAUGAAAUGGAAGUUGGAAAAAAAAUGUU